Molecule: messenger RNA, 862 nt
Organism: Thamnophis sirtalis
Lineage: Eukaryota; Metazoa; Chordata; Lepidosauria; Squamata; Natricidae
Source: RefSeq, a predicted model, not a curated record
GCUGUUGUGGUUCUGAUAACAAGCAGUACAUCUAUGGCGGCUGGGCCUGGGCCUGGUGGUGCAUUUCUGACACGCAGAGACUGUCUUUGGAAGUCAUGACCAUCCUCUGUCGCUGUGAGAAUAUUGAGACGUCGGAGGGGGUGCCACUGUACGUAACGGGGGUCGCUCAGGUGAAAAUAAUGACCGACAAGGAGCUCUUGGCCGUCGCUUGCGAGCAGUUCUUGGGGAAGAACGUGCAGGACAUCAAGAACGUCGUUCUGCAGACCUUGGAGGGACACCUCCGGUCCAUCCUGGGAACUCUGACCGUGGAACAGAUCUAUCAGGACCGAGACCAGUUUGCCAAGCUGGUGCGGGAAGUGGCAGCGCCGGAUGUGGGCAGGAUGGGCAUCGAGAUCCUCAGCUUCACUAUCAAGGACGUCUACGAUAAAGUCAGCUACCUGAGCUCCCUGGGGAAAACCCAGAUUGCCGUGGUCCAGCGCGAUGCAGAUAUCGGGGUGGCCGAGGCCGAGCGGGAUGCCGGCAUCCGGGAGGCCGAGUGCAAGAAGGAGAUGCUGGACGUGAAGUUCAUGGCGGACACCAAGGUGGCCGACUCCAAGCGGGCCUUUGAAAUGCAGAAGGCCGCCUUCACUCAGGAGAUCAACAUUAAGUCGGCCCAGGCUCAGCUGGCCUACGAGCUGCAGGGCGCCAAGGAGCAGCAGAAGAUCCGCCAAGAGGAGAUCGAGAUCGAGGUGGUUCAGCGCCGGCGGCAGAUCGACGUGGAGGAGAAGGAGGUCUUGAGGAUGGACAAGGAGCUCAUCGCCACCAUCCGGCUGCCGGCCGAGGCCGAGGCCCACCGCAUGCAGGAGAUCGCGGAGGGAGAGAA